Messenger RNA from Pseudophryne corroboree (corroboree frog), 7439 nucleotides. RefSeq names its product regulating synaptic membrane exocytosis 1 (gene RIMS1). Gene Ontology annotation, molecular function: small GTPase binding; transmembrane transporter binding. Gene Ontology annotation, biological process: regulation of membrane potential; calcium ion-regulated exocytosis of neurotransmitter; intracellular protein transport. The coding region runs from base 396 to 5042 and encodes 1548 amino acids. The record is from RefSeq and is a predicted model, not a curated record. Lineage: Eukaryota; Metazoa; Chordata; Amphibia; Anura; Myobatrachidae. Gene Ontology annotation, cellular component: cytoskeleton of presynaptic active zone; presynaptic membrane. The transcript is spliced from 31 exons.
CUGCUGCCGGCUCGGUAGGGAGGAGGGAUGCAGUCAUCUGCCCCUCCCCCACAGCACAGCGCUAACAGCUUCUGCUCAUCAUUUCCCCAUACCCCCCCUCAUCCACUCCCACAUCAGCAGCAGCAGCAGCAGCACCGGGACAGCCUCUAGCUGCUGCUGGCUACAGCACGGAGCGCAGACAGGCUGCUGUAAUCUGGGCCACUGCUGCCGGGGAUGGGGUGGACAGCUGGAGCUGUGUGAGACCUGGGGGGACCCGUCCCCAUGCACAGACCCCGCUCUGACCGCCGGCUAGCGCUACACUGACCAGGCAGCGGGGUGGGGGAGACUAGCGGUCCUUUCCUCCGUACGCUAAGGCUGAAGGUGGGCGCUCCCCCCCUGCCCUGCACCCUCAUACAAUGUCUUCUUCCCUGGGAGCCAGAGGUGCCCGGCCGCCCAUAGUGCCUCCCCCCAUGCAGGAUCUUCCCGACCUGAGCCACCUGACGGAGGACGAGAGGAACACGAUCAUGGCUGUGAUGAGCCGCCAGAAGGAGGAGGAGGAGAAGGAAGAGGCCAUGCUAAAGAGGCUGCAUCAGCAAUUUGAAAGCUAUAAAGAACAAAUCCAAAAAAUAGGGGAGGACACUCGUCGCUAUCCCGGAGAACACAAGGAUGAUGCACCAACGUGUGGAAUAUGUCACAAAACAAAGUUUGCAGAUGGCUGUGGACACUUGUGCUCUUAUUGCCGAACAAAAUUCUGUGCCCGAUGUGGAGGUCGCGUUUCGCUUCGGACCAACAAUAUUAUGUGGGUUUGCAAUUUGUGCCGAAAACAACAAGAAAUUCUUACAAAAUCAGGUGCUUGGUUUUUUGGAAGUGGGACACAGCAGCCAAGUCAGGAUGGAACAUUGAGUGAUACUGGUACUGGUGCUGGAUCUGAUGCACCUAGAGAAAAGAAAGCAAGACUUCAAGAGAGAUCUAGAUCUCAAACUCCUUUAAGUACUGCCGCAACAGCUGGUUCUCAAGACACCUCACCUGUUAGUUUACAGUCUGAUCUCAGCAAAGAUUCAGAACUGUCAUUACAGUCUGCAGUUGAUGAGCAGAAGACUGCUUCAAGAUCAAGAAGUGAACCACCACGAGACAGGAAGAAGAUUUUAGCAGUUUCGGAGCAGAAUGGAAAAGUCUUAAAAGGAGAACGCAAAAGAGUCCAGAAAGGGCAGGGUUAUCCAGAUGAACAUAAAGAAAGGAGGGAAAGCAGAAGACUGGGGAAGGGGAGGUCACAAGAUAUUCCAGAAAAACUAGAAGAAGGUUCAAACAUGGCUGAAGAUAAGCAAAGAGUUGACGAUGAGUAUCAAACACGUUAUAGAAGUGAUCCAAACUUAGCGAGGUAUCCUGUAAAGCCACAGCCUGAGGAGCAACAAAUGCGCAUACAUGCAAAAGUUUCAAAGGCAAGGCAUGAGAGGAGACACAGCGAUGCAUCUUUGCCACAUACAGAAUUAGAGGAAGCUGAAGUCCCUGAGAACAAACUAGGAAAAAACUCUCAAGCACCAGGGACACAGGACAAAAGAAUGGCUAUGGACAGUCAGCAAUCCUAUUCAAUUGAAAGGAAUGGUGAUGGCAUCAUUUCUAAGCCAAACCAAGUGUCCAAUCACAGUCCCCCAAGUCCCAGACAUAGCCCUGUACCACCAGAACAUUUAGAUUCUAAAAACAGUGACUCCUUCAAAAAACAUAGUCGAUUAGAUCCCAGCUCUGCUCUUUUAAUGAGAAAGGCUAACCGUGAAAAAAUGGAAACAAUGUCAAGGAAUGAUUCCCUUAGUUCUGACCAAUCUGAAUCUGUUAGGCCUUCUCCACCGAAGCCCCAUAGAUCUAAAAGAGGCGGAAAGAGGAGACAAAUGUCUGUCAGUAGUUCAGAAGAAGAAGGGGCAUCAACUCCAGAAUACACCAGCUGUGAGGAUGUGGAAAUUGAGAGCGAAAGUGUCAGUGAAAAAGCUGCUCUGUUUGGCAGAAGACAAUUGGAGUGUCCUGUGUCCCCUCAGUCGUGCUGUGGUGAUUUGGACUACUAUUGGCUGGAUCCUGCCACAUGGCACACUAGAGAUACGUCCCCUCUUGGUUCGCAUCCUGUAACCUGGCAGCCUUCAAAGGAUGGCGAUCGUUUAAUUGGACGUGUCAUUCUAAAUAAGCGAACAAGUAUGCCAAAAGAAUCAGGAGCACUGCUAGGACUGAAAGUUGUUGGAGGAAAAAUGACAGAAACAGGUCGCCUUGGUGCCUUCAUCACCAAAGUAAAGAAAGGAAGUCUUGCGGAUGUUGUUGGCCAUUUAAGAGCAGGCGACGAAGUCCUAGAAUGGAAUGGAAAGCCUUUGCCAGGUGCAACAAAUGAAGAUGUUUACAACAUAAUUUUACAAUCAAAGUCAGAACCACAAGUUGAGAUCAUUGUAUCACGGCCCAUUGGUGACAUUCCAAGGAUACCAGAGAGUUCCCAUCCUCCAUUAGAAUCUAGUUCAAGUUCUUUUGAAUCUCAGAAGAUGGAUAGGCCUUCAAUAUCUGUUAUAUCUCCAACUAGUCCUGGAGCUCUCAAAGACGCACCUCAGGUUUUGCCAGGGCAGCUAUCUGUAAAAUUGUUGUAUGAUAAAGUAGAACAUCAUUUAAUUGUCACUGUGCUGCAAGCAAUAGAUCUCCCACCGAGGCCGGAUGGGCGUCCAAGGAAUUCCUAUGUAAAAAUGUACUUUCUUCCGGAUAGAAGCGAUAAAAGCAAGCGGAGGACCAAAACGGUGAAGAAAAGCUCAGAACCAAAAUGGAAUCAAACAUUUGUUUACUCCCAUGUACAUCGUAAAAACUUUAGAGAAAGAAUGUUAGAAAUAACCGUGUGGGAUCAGCCAAGAGUGCAAGAAGAAGAAAGUGAAUUUCUUGGCGAGAUUCUCAUAGAGCUAGAGACUGCACUAUUAGAUGAUGAACCUCACUGGUAUAAACUGCAAACACAUGAUGAGUCUUCACUACCUCUGCCUCAGCCAUCACCUUUCAUGCCAAGGAGACAUGUACACGGAGAGAACUCUAGCAAAAAAUUACAAAGAUCUCAGCGAAUCAUUGAUAGUGACUUCUCAGAUUUUGAUGUUGAUGAUGGUAUUGGAGUUGUGCCUCCAGGUUCAAGGUCUAAUGCUAGACAAAGUAGAUCCACAACAUUGACAGUGCCAGAACAGCAAAGAGUGACCCAUCAUCGCUCACGUUCUGUAUCUCCUCACCGUAUUGAUGAUCAGGGCAGGACCCGCUCACGCUUACCAAAUGUGCCAUUACAGAGGAGUCUAGAUGAAAUUCAUCAAAUGAGACGGUCACGCUCUCCAACAAGACACCACGAUGCCUCCCGUAGUCCAGUAAUUCACAGGUCCCGGGACUCAGACAGUCAGUAUUUAUCUGAUCAAGAAAGUGAACUUCUUAUGCUGCCCAGAGCGAAGCGGGGACGAAGUGCCGAGUGCCUACAUACUAUCAGAAAUACUGUUAGGCACAGUAAAACUUUGCCACCCAAGAUGCCUUUGCUAGAGUUUGGUUCUCAUUGGAGACUGUACAGUGAACUACAGCCCUCCCUUGACAGGGCUCGAAGUGCUAGUACCAACUGCUUGAGACCAGAUACUAGUUUGCAUUCACCAGAACGAGAAAGGCAGCCCAGAAAAUUGGAAAGAUGUAGCAACCAGAAACAGAACAGGAAAUGCACUGUUUCUGAAGUAGAAAGAAACCAUCAACUAGGAGGUCAGUCAUCCACGGUGGAUUCUUCAUUUAGUCGAAGAGGAAGGCAGCUUCCACAGGUUCCUGUAAGAAGCAACAGUGUAGAAAAAGAACCAGAUGGUUAUAAUUCAUCUUCAACAGCAAAUUUGUUAGUGGAAGAACGUGCGAGACAGAUGAAAAUAAAGGUUCAGCGGUAUAAGCAGACAGCUGGGUCUAGUUCCAGUCAAGAACUUGAGAGAGAGCAAUAUCCCAAGUAUAACAUGCAUAAAGAUCAAUACCGAAGUUGUGAUAACGUCUCCGCCAAAUCAUCAGAUAGUGAUGUCAGCGACGUGUCAGCCAUUUCUCGUACCAGUAGUGCCUCACGCCUCAGCAGCACAAGCUUUAUGUCCGAGCAAUCUGAGCGUCCAAGCAGAAGGCUAUGGAUGCAAGGCAGACGGAUGGGUUCUUCAGGGAGAAUCAUUACAAAGAGCACAAGUGUAAGUGGAGAGAUCUACAAGCUGGAACACAAUGAUGGGAGCCAGUCCGAUACAGCUGUAGGUACAGUUGGGACAUGUGGAAAGAAAAGACGGCCAAGUUUGAGUGCCAAAGUAGUUGCCAUAGUAUCUCGGAGGAGUAGAAGCACAUCACAGCUUAGCCAAACAGAUUCUGGCAACAAGAAAUUCAAAAGUACAAUUCAAAGAAGCACAGAAACAGGAAUGGCAGCUGAAAUGAGGAGUCGUAUGGUUCGGCAGCCAAGCCGAGAGUCGACAGAUGGAAGUAUUAACAGCUACAGCUCUGAGGGAAAUUUAAUAUUUCCAGGAGUAAGACUGGGGGUUGACAGCCAGUUCAGUGACUUCCUAGAUGGACUGGGUCCUGCUCAACUAGUCGGUCGGCAGACAUUAGCAACUCCAGCAAUGGGUGACAUACAGAUCGGUAUGGUGGAUAAGAAAGGACAAUUAGAAGUUGAAGUAAUAAGAGCAAGAGGCCUUACACAAAAGCCAGGCUCCAAAUCCACACCAGCUCCAUAUGUGAAAGUGUACCUUUUAGAAAACGGAGCUUGUGUAGCCAAGAAAAAGACAAGAAUUGCACGGAAAACCCUUGAUCCUCUCUAUCAGCAGUCCUUGGUGUUUGAAGAAAGUCCUCAUGGGAAGGUCCUCCAGGUAAUUGUCUGGGGAGACUAUGGCCGAAUGGAUCACAAAAGUUUUAUGGGUGUUGCACAGAUUCUCCUGGAAGAACUUGAUCUGUCCAGCGUGGUGAUUGGAUGGUAUAAGUUGUUUCCACCCUCGUCAUUGGUGGAUCCAACAUUGACACCCCUUACUCGCAGGGCUUCCCAAUCAUCUCUUGAAAGCUCAACAGGUCCUCCUUCCAUUAGGUCAUAAUGAACUGGAAAGGAAGAGUUUAACCUGAUGUAAUCACAAUGUUAAUGCCCAAUAAAAGAAUCAGAAUGAUAUAUUUACAUGAUCAAAAGCAUUGCUGAAGACAGACAAUCAUUUAUUUUUUUGCCUGUAGUAGUGAUCCAAAAAAGAUUUGAAAAUGAGUUUUAUUGGCAGAGAAAGCAAGAAUAUAAGUACUGUAAAUGAAUAUUCAGUUCAGCACUAUAGGGAGUCACACAUGCUCAUUGGGAUGGUAAGGCUGACAUUGAAUUACAAACUGGAAGCUUUCACUCUGUUAGAAAUGUUUGUGAUACAUUUUUACAGACCAUAAGCAGUGUUAUCAUAUUGGUAUUUCAGCAUAUUUUAUACUUGUUAAUUCCAUAUUUUUUUUUAUAAUGUGUUAAUCUGCCAGUUUCAUAAAAGCAUUUGUGAUAAUUCUCACAUAAAGCUUUUUGUCCUUUUUUAUUGAUUUCUAAAAAGCUGAGCAUUGCAAAAUUGAUGAUGAUACUAGUUCUGUGUAAUAUUCCCCGCUGCCUGAAAUACUGACAGUGACUUUGAGAAGCACUGCUAUGUAGUGCUGACCUAUUAUUACUUACAUUGCUUUUUCAUGUAGUGUUACACAACUUGGAACCACAGAGGUAUUUUAUGUAUUAUACUGCAUGCUGCAAUUCUAUUGGAGCACAGCAAUUGUCUGCACUAAUCCUCACAUUCCGGCAUCAGGGCUAGGAAUACAUGCAGAUGCUGCAGUGCAGCAGUUACAUUAAGCAGAACCCUUUAAAUAACAUCCAGGUGCACUGAAAUGCAUCUUAGUUCUUACAUGCAGUGAUUAACACUACACAAUUGCUUUGGAUGCAACAGCUGUCAUUAUUUCACUCAACUAGGAAAGUUUCUUUGCCAACAUAUUACCAUACAAUAACAUGAUUAAACAAAAGCCAACAUGUUUGUGUUAUUUCUAUGGGAACACGUGGAAUAUUUCUUCAGUACGUGGAAUAAAUGAUUGCUUAAGAUUAUUCUUUACCAAACAAAUAAAAAUUAGAGGAUCAAACAGAGGGGGAAAAAAAAAAUCACUUUUAUUUUGUAAAUUUUGUAUUGUAGUACUAAUACCGGUUUUAAUAUUUUCUUUUAUAUUUUCUUUUGUGCAUGGGAGAGGUUUGAAGAUGUCUGUUUGCAACUAAUGGUGCGGCUGCUGCAAAAGAAUUAAUUCCUUUGCUAUUUACAAAUGAUGUAUCGUCUGCACAAUUUUUGAUUUGCCAUCAGCCAAUUGCUGUACUUGUUUCUGUGUAUAAAUUGUAUAUUUGACAUCCCGAAAUACUGCCCAGUGGUGGGAUGAGCAUAUGACACUUUGAGCUGUACCCAGGCCUCCGUGAUAUGAGUCGUUUAGACACUUGUAUCUGUCCUGGGUAGGGUAUGGUAUAGGAGCUGUUUAAAAUUUACUGGAAAUUCCAGUUGAAAUUUUCUGCACUUAUUAAUAUUUUUAUCAGAUUUUCGUUUACAUUUGUUUGAGAUUGAUGCAAGCACAACGCUUGAUUUUUUUAACGCAAAAUAUUUUACUUUUUUGGAAAAGAAAAAAAAAAGAACACAAACCCUUUUCAAUUUGCAUUUCUUUCUUUUUUGUUCUUGGCCUUGAAAUUCCUUGUGAUCUCUGUACGUGUGCUAUUAGCUGCAGACUGUGCAGACGCAUUGGUAUGUUUCCUUCCUCCUUUGGGCCAUUCGAUUUUGUGAUCACACGAAUAGAGCAGCAUGACAUGAGUUAUACAAAGCUGCAUGCACGUUUUGUAAAAAAAAAAAGAGAAAAGAGACAAAAAAAAAGGUUAUUUAAUAAUGUGUGUUAGUUCCACAUAGGCCAGCUUGUAUGUUGCAUGUACUUGUACAGUUUGCCCAUAAUAAUAAUGACAUAAUCAAGAAAUCUAAGCCAUUCAUUUUUCUUAUAGACAUUUUGCAGGUUUGUACCAGACUAAAUGUGUUAGUCUGGUGGUCAAUGCCUCUAGUUGGACAUUAUUUUUUACCCUAUGGAAACGUAAUGUAGUACGGACCAAAUUCCUUAUGAUAAAUAUUUUGGUGUAAAUUCCUACUGUGGGGCUGUAACACAUGUAGAAAUUGUGUACAGGUUUUGAUUCAUAGACAUACUGCCUGCACCAAGUGAAUUAUUUAUUGUUAAUAUACAGGCUGAAACCAUUAUGCCCAUAUUUCUGUAGGGCAAAUAUAGGUUACUGCUUGACCUGCUGAGCAGGAAGCACUGGUGCACCAAUAGAUUAUGUGUCUUAGUGGCCAAACAAAUGAACUAAUUAUAAUUGGGUAGUAUAUUUCUAUUUUGACCACUUGUCUUAACACUCCCCUGUGCUUUUAAAUAAACUUCCAACUCAUGUUAUGUAAACAUGUUUAAUAAAAUUUACUUUUCAUGUC